GGGGAGCUUGACUUGCCCCUCCAUACUGAGUGGGCUUAUCGUCCACUUCUGAGUCUCUUAUCAGAAGCGGGGCACAUAUUUUCGAACUGAACGGUUGCGAUCAUCGCGCAUCUUUCCGGACGCAGUGGUCUUUCGACCUGAACUCCCGAAGUCGUUCCAAAUAGAAUCUCAUCAAGAUGCCUCGCGAUCCUUUAAUUGGCCUAGUUGGCAAGCCCAGCGCGGGCAAGUCGAGCACGCUCAACUCGCUCACAGAUGCCACUUCCAAAGUCGGAAACUUCCCGUUCACCACCAUCGACCCGCAACGCGCGAUCGGCUACCUCCAGAUCGACUGCGCGUGCGCGCGGCACGGCGUGUCGGAGCGGUGCCGGCCCAACUACGGGGCGUGCGUGGGCGGGCGGCGCAGCGUGCCGAUCGAGCUGCUCGACGUGGCGGGCCUGGUGCCCGGGGCGCACCAGGGCAAGGGGCUGGGCAACAAGUUCCUGGACGACCUGCGGCACGCCGACGCGCUGAUCCACGUCGUCGACGUGUCCGGCACCACCGACGCCGAGGGCAAGAACACGCGCGGCUACGACCCGAGUGUUGACAUCGCCUGGCUGCGCAGCGAGAUCGUCGCGUGGAUCAGGGGGAACUUGAUGGAGAAGUGGGGGUCCAUCAAGAGGCGCCAUAUCGCUGUCAAGGCGACGGCCGUGGAGACGCUGCAGAACCAGUUCAGCGGGUAUGGGAGUACGUCGUCGGUGGUGGCGCGCACGCUGGAUAAGCUGGGGCUGAAGGAGGCGUUGGAGGAAUGGAGCGACGAGACCAUCGACCGUGUAGUCAACGCGUUUACCGACGAAAAGUUCCCGACAGUCAUCGCGCUCAACAAGAUCGACCACCCCGACGCGGACAAGAAUAUCGCCAAGAUCGCAAAGAUGCAAGACCCCAACACGAUUGUGCUCUGCUCGGCUGUGUCAGAAAUCUUCCUCCGAAAGCUGGCUAAGCAAGGGUAUAUUAAAUACACAGAGGGCAGCGAGUUCGUCGACACGAGGGAAGACUUAAUAGCAGACGGCGACCCCGACGGCGGAGGGCUGAAAGAGCUGGAUGAAAAGAACCGUAACAGGAUAGAGAACCUCAAAGAUAUGGUGCUCUACAGGUUUGGGUCCACAGGGGUGGUCCAAGUAUUGUCCAAGGCGGCCGAGAUACUGGGGUUGGUACCGGUGUAUCCGGUCAGGAAUACCGCGACAUUCGGGUCCGGGUCUGGCGAGUCAAAGCAGGCGUUUAGGGAUUGCGUCCUAGUAAAGAAGAAUUCGACGGUGGCAGAUGUGGCGAGGAAGAUCAUGGGGGAUGCGCCUAUCGCGUACAUCGAGGGGGUUGGUGGAACACGGGUUGCCGACGACCAAAUAGUGUCGGUAGGCAAAAACGAUAUAUUGUCCUUUAGGGUAGGGAAAUAAGGCGCCGGCAACGGCAUAGAGCCCCGCAGCUUGUGUAUUCAUUAUACGCCGGUUGGAAAUGAGAACCAGCCAUAAGUAACGUCUGCUAAGAAUCAGUAUUUAGAACGUUGUCUUUAAGUCUUACUUACGAUUGGUAGGUUGCAAAGGAGGGCUU
Messenger RNA from Chaetomium fimeti, 1581 nucleotides. Its product is annotated as P-loop containing nucleoside triphosphate hydrolase protein. The record is from RefSeq and is a predicted model, not a curated record. The transcript has 5 exons. NCBI's taxonomy places the organism in Eukaryota, Fungi, Ascomycota, Sordariomycetes, Sordariales, Chaetomiaceae. Gene Ontology annotation, cellular component: cytoplasm. Gene Ontology annotation, molecular function: GTP binding; ATP hydrolysis activity. Bases 177 to 1427 code for a protein of 416 amino acids.